UUCAAUCUUCAGUGGCUAGCGAACUCAGAGGGGGGAUCCGCAGUCGCCCGGACAUGGCGGACGGCGGCGUCUGGCGGCCGCCGCGCCCCUGCGAGGCCUACCGAGCCGAGUGGAAGCUCUGCCGCAGCGCCAGACACUUCCUGUACCACUACUACGUCCACGGCGAACGGCCGGCCUGCGAGCAGUGGCGGCGCGACCUGGCCAGCUGCCGGGAGUGGGAGGAGCGCCGAAGCGCGGAGGCCCAGCGGUCCCUCUGUGAGAGCGAGCGUGCAAGAGUCCAGGCUACACGGAAGCACGCCCUGGUGUGGGCCCUAAGGCAGAGCCCUCCUGCAGACUGGCACCUCCCUCUGCCACAGGACGAGAAAGACCAGUGAUGAGCACUCCUGAACGGCUUCCUCUGAUCUGUUUCAAAUGGGGCUGUGGCAAAGCCCUGAGGACGGUGACGGGCCCAAACAGUCUAGUGGGUCCCUGAAGCUUCCACUUGGCUUAGAACACAGAGCCUGAGGUCUCCGGCCCUACUUGCCCAUGGCAACCCUGCUGCUGCCUUGCUCUGACAGUUUCACCCACUGCACAGCUUCCAGGAUGCCAAACACCAUUGCAGAUCCUGGUGAGCAGCCAGGUUAGGCUGGUUCAUGCUCCCUGCUGGGGACAACAGCAUUCUCAGGUAAACUCUUGAGUGGUAGCCCUGAUCCAAGUGGACACAUAGGGCGGUCAGAAUGAGGUAACUAAAUGGUUGUGCUGUGGUGAACACCUGUCCUGGUCCUGGUUUGGUGACACUGCAUUGCCAGCCCCUGGUGCUUACAUGGAGCUAUUAGCCCACUCACUAAGUUCCUUUGUGGACACAGACAGGGUGUUGCUCCUCGUAGGAGACAGGCCCUCUUGAAGACUCUGGCUUUUAAGAAACGCACACAGCUAGACCUUUGGCUUAAGAAACCCAAGCCCAAGACACGGGGAAUUUUAGUCUCUUUCCUUUAAAAUUUCCCUUGGUCAGUUUUAGAAAGUGUAGAUAAUAUCAAAUGCCAUUUCACACGUUUGAUUUCAAAUAGAAGCUGAACAUUAAAUCCACAAUUUAAUAGUUGAGAUUGUUAGAUUUAGCCCUUGACAUUAUUGUGCUCGGACAGUAUUGGAAUUUUGUAUACUUAUACUCUUGUAGAUGUUUUUAAAAUAUAUGUAUAUGAACCAACAAGAACUCUAGUUCUUGGAGAGGUCUUUUUUAUCACUAAUAAAAUGAUUUAGCAUCUCGUGGCUGCAGAGCAGGCCCCGUGGUGUGGGGCCGAGGGCGAGGCUGGCUGUGUGCCCCGAAGCCUCGCUGCUCCUUCCUGCCAUUUAGUACCUCCCUCACAACUGGGCCCCAACCUGGCCACAGGCAGUGGGUCAGACAUCUUUUAACUCAUUCUUUGGGGCAAAAUAAUCCCAUCACUUCAAAAGGGUGUACAUUAAAGAAUAGACUUUGCCCUCUCCUGUGUGCAUUUUCUCCUGUGUUGCCCCAAGAGUCCCUGUGACUGUGCGUACCUGUAAGUGUUGGGGGAUCUGCACAUAGGACCCCAAUAACCUCUCCCUGUGUAUGUACCUGUGAGUGGUAGGGGUGUGUGCACACAGGUCCCCAAUGAUCCUUCCCUGUGACUGUGUGUACCUGUCAAUGGGGGAAAGGGGGUGGGUGCACACAGGUCCCCAGUGGUCCUUCCCUCUGACUGUAUGUACCUGUCCAUGGGGGGAGAUGGGGUUGUGCACACAGAUCCGCAGUGAUCCUUCCCCGUGACUGUGUGUACCUAGGAGUGGUAAGGGGUGUGCACAUAAGUCCCCAGUAGCCUCUCCCUGUGUGUGUGUGUGUGUGUGUGUGUGUGUGUACCUGUUGAGUGGUGGGAGCGUUUGCACACAGGUCCCCAAAGGUCCUUCCCUGUGACUGCGUGUACCAGUGAGUAGUGGGGAGUGUGCACACAGGAGCCCAGGAGCAGAGGUGAGUAUAAAGAAGAACCUAUCCCAGGGUGGGUGCCUUGAUAUUUAAGUCGGCCAGGGUAUCUGCCUUGUGUCUGUGGCUACUUUCUGGAGCAUUUCCGGCCAAGGAGAGAGGGAAGGCUGCUGGGAAUCUACAGGCAUUUUCUUCACUCUGAAACACAGGAAGGGACAUUUGAAUUUUGCAAUCUGCAUAUGAUCCCUUGGGGUUCCCGGGCUGGGGCCGCAGUAGCAGCCAGUACAGCAGUCCUGAGGGGCUCACCUCAAGGGACCCACAUUCUCUGUGUGCUUGUUUAGGGCUGGAGGCUGCCCGCCACUGAAUGCUCUGUUAGGAAGCCUUAUUCCUUCUCUCCUGCUCAAUGAGUUCCACACUGACAGAUAAUCAUUGCUGCACACAAUGUUCCUACAUCUGCUCCUGUGUUCACCCGUCACAACAUCUGACGGCACCGCUACAUGCCAGGUGGGGGUUGGCUCUGGGACUGCAGUCUUGAAAUGGGCAAGUUGCCUUCAAAGAGUUCCAGUUGAGUUUAGGGGACAGACAUAAACGUUUAAACUUCAUUAAGUCUAAAAUAAUGGUAAGUGCUGUGAAGAAAAUGGGCAGUGAGAAGAUAGAGAAGUAGCUCUCAAAUUUUUUGCACAAAACCCGUAACAAGUUUUAUGAUCUGGUAUAUACUUUAUAUACUGCAUAUAUGGUUGAAACAAGCCUCACAAAAGUCCUUAUCUGUAUAGUGUGUGAUACACUGACAUUUGCAGUUCUGUGCGACUGAAAAUAAACUGUAUGUGCACAAACUUGGGUGAAACUCAAAAUAUGCCAAGUUAAAAAAUCUUAAAUGGGUGCAUAUAACAUAGUUCCAUUUAUGUAACAUUGGUGAGAUGAUGUAAUAAGAGAUGGAGAAUGGCUAAUUGUGCCAAGGGUAGGGAUGGAAGGAGGGUGUGGAUGUGGCUAGGGUACAUAAGGGUAUCCUGUGGUACUGGAACCUUGACGUCUACAGAGCUGCAUGUGUGAUGAAAUUGUGUAGUGUUAGACAUAUGCACAGAUGAGUGCAGACAUAGUGGGAAACCUGAAUGCAUUCUGGGCUGUGCCUAUGUCAGUCUCUAGUCUCUUUCACACUGACUUUAUGCAGUGUGUAAGAUGUUAAUACUUGGGGAGGCUGGGAGAACCAUACACAGACCCUCCUUGCAUCUUUAUUUCCAACCUCCUGUAAAUCUGUAACUACUUCAAAAUAAAAAGUUAAAACUGCU
Callorhinus ursinus (northern fur seal) is the source of this 3195-nucleotide messenger RNA. It is a transcript of the gene CUNH22orf39, whose product is annotated as chromosome unknown C22orf39 homolog. NCBI's taxonomy places the organism in Eukaryota, Metazoa, Chordata, Mammalia, Carnivora, Otariidae. The record is from RefSeq and is a predicted model, not a curated record.